AUGAAAACGCUUUUUACCUCUUUUUACCUCUUGUCCUUGGGUCUCCCAGCUCUGGGCCUUGACCGUGCUGCAAGCACGUUACAUGAUGCACAACCACGUCAUCUGAUGCCGACACCAGACCCAACGACAGCACCGACGCGUCCUCCAACGAUCACCACGGUCGACCACUUCAUCGACCCCUCGCUGUUCGCAAAGCGCGGCGGUGUCUGCACCGCCGGAAUGGUCUUCUGCAAUGCCGUAGGCAAUUGUUGCCCAGCGGGUACUUACUGCACCACGGACAUACUACAGAACGGAGCCUGCUGCGCGUACGGUGCUUCCUGUACUGGCCUGUCCGAUCCCGUCACUGGGUUGGCCACAGGUCACUGGCCCGCGUCCGCUGGUGCGAGCACGCGCGGACGGCUGAGAAUGUUCGUUGUCCUCGCACGCCUAAUGAACCUCGCUUCAGCAUCUUCUGCGAAGGACGGACCAGCCGGCAGAGCCACAGCUGGUGAAAUGUGCCUUGAUGAAGAGAACAAGGAGGUCGACCCAAAAAAGGCGACUAUGUCCCUUGAGGCCUCUGUUGCUGAUGCAGAGGUCAAGAAAGGGGGUGGAGGUGGGCAUGGCGGCGGUGGUGGUCACGGUGGAGGAGAGGCAGAAGGAGGUGGUAGGGGAUCGGGAGGAGUUGGACGUCCAGGAACCGGGGGCAGCGGUGCAACAGGAGGGGUGGGUAGGGCUUCCAUUGUGCCUCUCCCUAUCAAGCUCCUAAGCAACCCUUUCGUUCUCGCGCGACAAGUCAAGGCUGCUAUUCUUCCAAUCGUCAACACAGCCAAGGGGCCAAUGGGUAAGGUCAAGCUCAUGGGAGCCAACGAAGCCGUGGUCAUUGGUCAGAACAAAACAAGCAACGCCCCUGACACGCCACGGCCUUCGCGGCUCUUCAAGCUUGCGGUGACUCUUGUGCACCAAAUCAGAGCAGCUGCUCUUCCAAUCCAGAAUGGGACUGUGCACCCAACAGGAGACGUCAAAUUCAUGGGCGGCAACGUUGAAUACCUUCAAAGCGUGAACCACACAAGCAGCACUGCUAGCAGGCUCCGAUUGCCGCGUAUAUUCGGCAUUCCCUUCGCCCUGGCGAGACAUAUUCAAGCCACCGUACUAGAGAACCACAGUGAGCCAAACCACCGGCGACCUGCUGCCGCCAGAUCGGAUACCAAGGCCGGAUCUUACGCACUCAUAUCGGACGAGAAUGAGCUUUGA
Molecule: messenger RNA, 1230 nt
Organism: Fonsecaea erecta
Lineage: Eukaryota; Fungi; Ascomycota; Eurotiomycetes; Chaetothyriales; Herpotrichiellaceae
Exons: 1
Coding region: 1-1230 (409 amino acids)
Source: RefSeq, a predicted model, not a curated record